This is a messenger RNA of Vollenhovia emeryi, 3442 nucleotides long. RefSeq lists its product as uncharacterized. The record is from RefSeq and is a predicted model, not a curated record. Lineage: Eukaryota; Metazoa; Arthropoda; Insecta; Hymenoptera; Formicidae. The transcript has 5 exons. Gene Ontology annotation, molecular function: protein-containing complex binding. Gene Ontology annotation, biological process: protein transport to vacuole involved in ubiquitin-dependent protein catabolic process via the multivesicular body sorting pathway. Gene Ontology annotation, cellular component: ESCRT I complex. The coding region runs from base 396 to 2942 and encodes 848 amino acids.
CCAGCGAGCGCGUUAGCUCCAACGCUGGCGACGUGCUACCGCAGGAAGGAUUGGUCCGUGCAAUUUCUUGGGAGGCAACGAGCCCGCAGACCCGAGUUCACCACUGCGGACACAUACACACACACACACACGUACACUUUCCCGACUUACAAGUUAGUAUCCCAUUCUUCGAGUGAUUCCCAACUACGUGUGUUUCAUCCGGAAAAAUAGGAUGUAGUUCCGACUUCUAGCGACUAACAACUCAUUGCAGGCCGGGUCUUACGAUUGAGACCGGCCGUAUUGCUCUUCGUGUGAAGGCAGAUGCCGUUUUAUGAAGAAGCGGAAGCUGCCAACGUGCGCGACGUGUGCGAUUCCGCGCCAGCGGGAGCGUACAAAAAUAAUCGGAUUUACCCGCGAUGUCGGACCACGACGGAGCGAGCAGCAGUCGCGGGGGUGCGUCGUCGCGCGGUGUCAAGCCGAGGCACGUAAGAUCCUUGAAUUUCGGCCAAGCGAUUCUCGAGUGCGGCGUCGACAAGCGGGCCGCCGCGUCGAGUCGCGUCCUUGUGUUCGACGAGAACGUCACUCGCAUACCGCGCACCGAGAAGGCAGACUAUGUACGCAAGUGGCUCGAGACGCAGACGGAGGACGACGAACGCAACCCCUGCCCCUCGUCCCCUGUUCUAAGGACGUCGACGACCUAUCAGAGAUCGCCGAUACUCGGCAGCUUUAGGAAACUGGUCGACAACACCAAGAGGAAGAUUUAUACAGAUGGAAACGUUAAGGCGAGAAAGCUGGUCGCUGCGAAUCACCAGGAGGACGCGGGAUAUCCUGCAAACCUUGCCACGUGGACCGAGCCACGUUGUGGAUAUAGAGGAGAAAGCACGAGAGAUAUGCCGCUCACUUCACCCGGUACGGACGACGUGGCUGCUAACGAGGCAUCUCCUGUUCUCAAUGCCACGUCGCGUUGCAUUUUUAAGGAAAAGAGAAGAAUAUCGCAGUACAAACCGGAGAUCUUGCCGAGGUGCUCAAAGUCGCUGAACUACGAAACCACAGGUACAAAUGUAAAACCAACGACGGAGCCUGAUUGCAAUACUCUGGGAAAGACGCCUGCGGAGCAGGAGGAAGAUUUGGAUAUCAGAGCCAAAGCGUUGAUCUUCUCAACCGAAGUAAGUUCAGAGAAAUAUUGGGGAUGUAUAGAGACGUUUUCGUCGCCGACGCAAGAGAAGCUGAGCUUCUCCGAUAGCUCGAGCGACAGCACUGAUAAGAAUGAUUCCAAGAUAGAGACAGACACGAGCAACGACAGCCGAGACGAGGAAAAUGAUGAACUGACGCUUGCAUCUAGCAAUAGCAAUAAUUUAAGCGAGUUCAUAGAGGACGCCGAUACCCAGGAAACUAGGAAAACAUCUCAGCUCUCGGUGGCGGAUCAAAACUCAGUCUCUUCCGGACAACCGUUCGCGUCCUUGCCAUUAAUUACCGACGACCUGAAUGAAACUUAUUGUUCGGAAGCAGAAAUGAUGCAGAAUCAGAGUACACAUCCGUCCGCGAGGAUCUCCGAGGUGCCGUCUCUGAGUAAAACCAUCGAGAAGACGAGCCAAAUUGUUAGCACGAUAACAACACCGUCGAGAAAGUCCCCGGAUAGGAGUACGUACGCGCGCCUCUUGGACUCCGGAAAGAAACGCCGCAAACCGAAGAAAGGGACCAUGGUUGCGAGGCUGCAAUCUUUGGUCAAUGCGCAAGUAUCCGACGUUCGAAUAUGGUGUCAUCGGAUGAACAAGGAUCGUGAAGCGUCGGCGCGGUACGUCAGCGUACUCGUGCGCGAGUCCACGAGGCAAUUCGGCAAUCAGUUUCUGAGAGGCGUCCUGAUCGAGGACCGCUACAAUCUCCUGCAAAGCGACGGGCAGGCGGAAAACGCUCGAGGGGAACGACUGAGGGGAGUCUCAUGUCUGAAGAUAACAAUAAUGCUAGUCUGUGAUAUAGUUGGUACGUUGAAAAUGAUGUCGGAAGUUGUGAUAAACGUUUAUCCACCUUGGAACGUCUUGGAUAAGGACGAUCUUACCUUGGAAGUGACGUAUUUAAGUAUAAGUAAUGAUCAGCACAUACUGAGAACACCUGAUCGCGAAAGCGCGGAAAAAUCGCGUGAGCGCGAGAAGCGGGUUCUCAGAGAGUUCAACUGUCCCUGCAUAGAAGAGCAGAGAGAACUGCCGUUCUGCGCGAGGAAGCCUAGCGGUGAUAAGCCCGAUGUGAUGCAACAUAUAUUUAAUUUCUACAGUUUGUGCUCCCAGUGGGAGAAAACGAGCGCAGGCAUUUACGGCAGUUGUAGAACGAUGUCGGUCGCUCAGGAUCGACCCGAGCUGUAUGAGGAAGUCAAGCUGUACAAAAACGCCCGGGAGAGGGAGAAACACGACAAUCAGGCGGACCUGUACGCCGUGGUGAACACGUUGCAGCACUUGGAAAAGGCCUACAUCAGGGACUGCGUUACGCCAAAGGAAUACACGGCGGCGUGCAGCAAACUGUUGGUGCAGUACAGAGCGGCGUUUAAGCAGGUACAGAGCGAUCAGUUUCCGACGAUCGACUCCUUCACCAGAGCGUUCCGCCUGGAUUGUCCCGCUGCCCUCGAGAGAAUCAAGGAGGACAGGCCGAUCACGAUAAAGGACGACAAGGGCAACACCUCCAAAUGCAUCGCCGACAUUGUCUCGCUGUUCAUCACGCUCAUGGAUAAAUUGCGGCUGGAGAUCAAAGCCAUGGAUCAAUUGCACCCGGAUCUGAGAGACCUCAUGGACACCAUGAACCGCCUCAGUAUUUUACCCAGCGACUUCGACGGUAAAGAGAAGGUUUCAGAGUGGCUGCAGACCCUCGACAAUAUGUCCGCCUCGGACGAAUUAUCGGACACUCAAGUCAGACAAUUGAUAUUCGAUCUAGAGACGUCGUACAACGCUUUUAAUAAAAUACUUCACAAUUCCUAAUUCUUUUUCUCCCCUGCCGAGUCGCGGGUUAAUUUAGUGUCGCAACACGAGCCUUCAUGUAUAUACCAGUUUUAAUGCCGCUUGAACGAAAUUAUUAAUGUAUAAAAUAGAAAAUUAUUAUUUGUACAUAUUGUUAUACUAAUGAUUAAUUUCGCCGCUAGGUAUCGAUGACAGAUUCCUCUCAAGUUUUCUUCUACCAUAAAGUGUACAUUAGUUUAUUAUAUCGCGUAUCACAGUUUUAGUAUUUGUAAUUGUACUUCUUUUUUUUCCUGAUAAGCAACAACUUGCCACUUCGCAUCACUCUGUUCCUUGAAUCGCGCGUAAGACUCCCAGUGUUUAAGAUCCUUGCAUAUAUUUUAUUGGUAAAUAAAACUAUAUUGGAUAUACGUAUAUUGUGCGCAGAAUAAACUAUUUUAUAUGCGAUUCUUUGUAAACACCGACAGGUGAAUUGCUUGUAUAUUAUCGAUUAAGCCAAUAAAAGUGCGGUACACGUUUUAACA